GGUGCAUUUAGAAGAAAGAAAGAAAGAAAAAGAAUAAUAAAAAGAAGAAGUGCUGAUUUUGUGCUUCAAUUUUGAGCUACCUCGGGCUCGGAGUCAGCUUGAACAAAGACAGAGUUUCUACUGUUGCAGUAGCAGCAGCGACUUAGACGAGUAGCAGAAAGCGUCAACCAAAAUGGAGCAGAAUAAAGCUUCCGCCCCUGUCCCUCCAACCAAACGCGUUCGCUGCAUCGUCAAGCUCGGAGGUGCAGCGAUCACAUGUAAAAAUAAAUUGGAGACUAUAGAUGAGGAGAAUCUUACGGAAGUUUCAUCCCAGCUUCGUCAAGCAUUGAUUCCGAAUUCUGAUUCUGCAAAAAUUCUUGGAAUGGAUUGGAGCAAAAGGCCGGGACAGUCUGAACCUCCAAGUUUCGUCGAUGAGUUCAGUGAUCAACCAGUUGCGGAUUCAGAAAGUUUUAUUGUUGUUCAUGGAGCAGGUUCCUUUGGACACUUUCAAGCUAGCAAGUCAGGUGUUCAUAAGGGUGGACUAAGCCGACCUCUUGUCAAGGCUGGUUUUGUUGCUACAAGAAUUUCAGUCACAUCCCUCAAUCUUGAAAUCGUGAGAGCCCUAGCAAGAGAGGGUAUUCCUUCCAUCGGAAUGUCUCCAUUCUCAUGUGGUUGGUCAACAUGUCAAAGAAAUAUGACAGAGGCUGACAUUUCAAUGGUCAUUAAAGCAAUUGAUGCUGGUUUUAUACCUGUUUUGCAUGGAGAUGCUGUCCUGGAUACAUUACAGGAGUGCACCAUUCUGAGCGGAGACGUGAUAAUACGUCAUUUAGCAGCUGAACUAAAGCCAGAGUUUGUUGUUUUUCUUACAGAUGUACUUGGCGUAUAUGAUCGUCCACCAGUAGAACCUGGCGCUGUGCUUAUCCGGGAAAUUGCUGUACGUGAAGAUGGAAGCUGGUCGGUAGUGAAACCUAGAUUAGAGGACACAAGCAAGCCAGUUGAAUUCACUGUAGCUGCCCAUGAUACAACUGGUGGGAUGGUGACAAAGAUAACAGAAGCCGCUAUGAUUGCAAAGCUUGGAAUCGAUGUCUACAUAACAAAGGUUGGUGCAGGCAGGAACGGACCACUCAGUGAAAGCCCUGAGUGGAAUCUUGAAAGGCAGCAUACCUGAUGACUGGCUUGGAACAGCCAUCAGGUAUAUGAGUUAAAUCAUCGAUUACUGCAGUGAAACCUGGUCCGUGCAGCGAGGAUGAUGAUUAAUUCAGUAAGAAGUGUACCAUUUGGACGGACCCCUGAACGCGUGAGUUCAAAUCAUUUUAAGACCUUUUUGUUUCUGGGUGAAGGCAUUUACAAACAGCAAAUUUUCAGUUUAUAAUGCCACCCGUACCUCGUUGAACUUUGCAUUCGUUCACUAAAGCAACGAAAAGAAAUGAUGGGAAACUUCUCCUUUUAUUGUGGUCUCCCUAUUCUUCCUCCCUAUUCCUAGUCACCUUUCCUAAUCAUUUUCUCAGAUUUUCCUUA
Molecule: messenger RNA, 1497 nt
Organism: Nicotiana tabacum (common tobacco)
Lineage: Eukaryota; Viridiplantae; Streptophyta; Magnoliopsida; Solanales; Solanaceae
Product: isopentenyl phosphate kinase
Biological process (GO): terpenoid biosynthetic process
Cellular component (GO): cytosol
Molecular function (GO): kinase activity; isopentenyl phosphate kinase activity
Source: RefSeq, a predicted model, not a curated record